AUGGAAAGGAUAGAGUACGAUCCUAAUCGAACUUCUCAGAUUGCUCUCAAACAUGUUUGGUUCCGAUCCAGGAUCGCAGAAACUCAAUAUGUCUUGAACAGUACAUUUACCCAAAAUCAGUCUUUAUUUUGUUUAUUACAAUGUGUAUUUCAGGCUUGCAAGAAGCUCAACAGGAUUGAGCUCUCAGACUGUGAGAUAUACGCUUCGUGUGAGCCAUGUCCUAUGUGUUUCGGCGCAAUCCAUCUCUCUAGAAUCAAGAGAUUGGUGUACGGAGCCAAAGCCGAAGCUGCUAUUGCCAUCGGGUUCGAUGACUUCAUAGCAGAUGCAUUGAGAGGAACUGGGUUCUACCAGAAGGCUCAUCUUGAAAUCAAAAGAGCUGAUGGGAAUGGGGCCAUGAUUGCAGAGCAGGUUUUCGAGAAAACAAAGGAGAAAUUUCAACUCUACUGAAGAACAUUCUUCACUUAUGGAAGAAACUUCUCAACGAAGACGAGGAGAUUUCGAUUUCAGCGCAGAAUCGAUCUGAAACGAAGCACUUCAGCCACUGGAAUCAUGGAAGGGAUAGAGUACGAUCCUAAUCGAACUUCUCGGAUUGCUCUCAAACAUGUUUGGUUCCGAUCCAGGAUCGCAGGUCAGUGACAAAAAUCUUACUCUUGAUUUCUGAGAAUCAUUCAUCAAUUUAAUUAUCAUUUGGGUUCUUGCUUUCUUUUUUAUUUUACCGAUGUAAGUUUCGCUUUUUAUGAUGUUAAAUUUGGAGAUGGAAUAUUGCAUUUUUUAAUUGGGCGGAGGGAUAAUAUUCUUAUAUUAUGAAGUUUCGCUUUUUAUGAUGUUUAAUCCUCAAAAACAUUAUAUAUUGUCCAUAUAGGCAAGCUGGAAAGCAAAUACGAGGUGUCAUAAGCUCUGCUUAUAAGAUAUAAAGGCAAGCAAAGCAAGAGAUAUAUAACCAGCCUCCAUCCUAUCUGGAUUUGUGUUUACACAGGAAAAUACUUCAUGCACACAUUAUUCUCCGUAUCAUUCUGUGUAUUGGCAAUUGUUCCCAUUUUCUGAUUGAGACAUCUGAUACUUCAAUCUGGUUCUCUUAGUAAAUUCUCAAGUAGAGAAGCAUCUCAAUUACAAACAGAAGUCAGCCCGUUUCCUUGAUUUUACUGUUUACACAUUAUUCCAACAUGAAUAUUUCUCUAAUGUGGGACUCAUCUGUGCCCAGGUUACUAACCUUGCUAAAGAGGCAAAGAAAGAAAGGAAUGCUCUGUCCAAGGAGGUUGCAAAGAUCAGCAACCAUGGAAUCUCAGUCUGAAUCUCACCACUUUUGCAGCUGCUGCGCAAGCAGUUGCUGAAGCAGAAGCUGCAAUGGCUGAAGCUGAAGAGGCAGCUCGUGAGGCUGAGGCUGCAGAAGCUGAUGCAGAAGCCGCCCAGGCUUUUGCAGAGGCAGCAAUGAAGACACUGAAAGGAAGAAACACCCCCAACAUGAAUGUACAGAUGAUUCAUGCUUGAUGGGGUUCAGUCUCUCUAAUCACUAGCCGCUUACAGAUUCUCUCGAAUGAAACCUAGUUGAUUGUCUUCCAUAGUUCCAUGGACUUGAUCUAUCUUGUAAAUAUAGCAACAAGAUAUUUAACCUAUAAUAUGAGGGAGCAGGGAGGUGUUCCUCCAGGCGAGUCUGGCACUCGUCGUUGUCAUUUUUUGGGAGUUAGCUGUAUGUUGAUUCAUUCCAUUGUAGAAAUUGAUGCUCGUUUGCUGAACUCUUUUCUGUAUUAGUGGAAGAUGGUGGAGAGAUGUUUGCUGGGAAAGAAAGAAGAAAGCAAUAGAAAAAGAAAAAGAAAAAAGAAAGACCCUGUGGAGAUACCAUAGAUCUAGAUGUUUGGAUCCACUGCUUUUUGUUUCUUUUAAUAGGCGUAAAAUGGAUGGUAGAUAUGGGGGCAAUUCUCUUUUAAAAUUGUUGUAGCAGACUGCAAUAUACCCUUUUUUUGUUGUAUGAUAAUAAUAUUGAUAAUAAGAAUGAUAAUCAUGAAUCCAUGAUGGAGUGAAUA
Molecule: messenger RNA, 2021 nt
Organism: Salvia miltiorrhiza (redroot sage)
Lineage: Eukaryota; Viridiplantae; Streptophyta; Magnoliopsida; Lamiales; Lamiaceae
Product: guanosine deaminase-like
Exons: 5
Coding region: 1-447 (148 amino acids)
Biological process (GO): purine nucleoside catabolic process; tRNA wobble adenosine to inosine editing
Molecular function (GO): guanosine deaminase activity; tRNA-specific adenosine deaminase activity
Source: RefSeq, a predicted model, not a curated record